AUGUUUUGCAAAUUCUUGGCUGGGAAAUUCCCUUACAUAAUUGUCUGUUGUGGGGAAUUCCCUCAUUUAACCUACACACUACGCCCCUCUUUGAACUUGAACAACAAAGAACUAAUUUGAGAUUGAAAAUGGCUGAAUCUACAACACUGAAUGCUGCUAGUUCCCCACAGUUGAUGGAGGGACUCACUGAUAGGGAAAGGGAAAAGAUUGAGGUACGUUGUGUGCAAUCACAUUCUACCAAGCUGACAUGCUUGUGCUCUGAGCACUUGUUGUUAGGAGGUAGACAGUGUAAAAAAGAGCACAUACGGAUAACUGAAUGUGAUACUAUUCCUUAAUUGAGACCAGUAGAUCUACUUGUAUAGUAUAGUACCUGAAAGUAUAUGCAUGGUUAACCGAAUAGCCGCGGUUAUGAUUUCAUAUGUAGUACCGCCCACCGCGGAACCAAAAUCUAAUUAAUUUUAAAUUACUUUCAUUAUCAGCUCCUAGCAAAGAAAGAUGCGUAUCUAAGAAGCAGUAGCAGUUUUCUGCAGGCAACUUUGUUGCAAACUAGUCUAGAAUAGCUACUCUGCCAGGAUCUCUAAGUUUUGAACGGAGGAGUAUACCAGCCAAGGCCCCAGCGAAGGAUCAUUUCACAACAUUCGCCUCUAGCAAAGAAAGAUGCAUAACUUGGAAACAGUGACAGUUUUCUUUAUUCAACUUCUUAGCAAAGUAGUCUACAGUAGUUACUGUGUCAGGAUCUCCUGGUUUCCAAAGAAACAGUCAACCAGCCAAGGGCCAGAGCAAGGGAUCACUUCAGAGUGUGGCAAAGAAAGAUGCACCCCUUAGUAACAGUAACAGUUCUCUUCAAGCUACCUUGUAGUUCUAUCUGAACAGUCGAAGAGUCAACCAGCCAAGGACAGAGCGAGAGAUUACUUUAGAGGUCUGUGAAACUAUCGUCACUGCUAUCUGCCAUGGAACCACCACCAUCUUAUGGGUCUGAGAAGGUCUACUCACUGUGACUACUAUCCAGGAUACCUAGGAGUACCUCAUCCCCUGUGUGCAGAGGCCUCUUAGUCAUUGUUGUACUAUAGAAUUAAUUGUAAUUGUAUUUAUUAUAGUGUAUGUUCACUUUGAGAUUGAUAUUGAAAUACAAAUUUCACAUGAAAAUUUCAGCAAAUUUUUGAUUGCUAACCUAUGGUGAUCGGACUCAGUACGGCUUCUGUUGACCUUCGAGAGAAGCCUUGCAAAGCUGUGGAGCUCUGGAAGGUUGUAGCUCACCACAAAUUAAUUAAGAGUAGAGUCAUAGAUAGUAGAGAUAGUAUAGUCCCUCUACUAUCUAUGGUAGAGUAAUGUGCGGUUGACGCUUCAAAGCGUCAACCGCGGCUACCAGCUAUUCAGGUAUUGACGCUUCAAAGCGUCAACCGCGGCUAUUCGGUCAAGUGUUUGAGUCUGCAUGUUUGGCUGUCCACAAUUGUUUCCCCUCCCCUGUGUCAUGCAAUCACCAGUGUACUGUAUCACUGCACUAAUGUUCUCUUCCUUCCAUUUCAUGCAUCUCCACCUCACCUUUGACUGACCAUCUGAAACAACAGACUGUAAGUUGGUGUGUGUUGUCAGAGUAUUUAGUGUCUGUUGCAUAUUCUGUGAUGUUUCUACUUCCCCAUUAUUACUCUUGUGUGUGUGCAGUGCCAUAGUGUUAUAUAGGGAAAUAUUUAGUAUGAUCACAUUCAACCUCGUAAUCAUUCAUUUACUAUCUUCCCACGUGUUUGCCCUGUGGAUUCUCCCUCUCUGGAUCAACAGCGUGUAAGUUGUGUUUGCACGUGUACACUUAUUUUAAUGGUUACUAUAGGAACUCCUACACUAAUUGUAAAAUGUCUUUAUCUCUUAAUUUGCAUAUUGCCAACUUGGUAUUAGCCGAGGCCCACAAAACUUAUUAGGUUGUACUUUUAAUACUUUCGUUGAUUCAUAGAAUAUGCAUCUAAGUUGGUACAUUAUCGUGUUUGUCUCUUCCCAUGCACACACUCAUUCCUAUGUUGGACCUCACACUGAUUUGGACUACUGUAGAAGCGUUACAUUGAGGUAUGUUGUGAUUGUGUGUGUGUCUCAUGGAGUGCACGUGUUGUAUUGUACGACAAACAAAAUCAUACGUAUCAAAGUUGUACAUGUAAGAUGCUUGUUGUACCGUUUACCAUCCCUUUCACUGACCCACCCACUGACCCUUCCAUUAUCUGCCAUUGCUAGUACUAAGUACCUGUGUGUGUACUAGCCAGUGUGUGUACUGAGUUACUACCAGUGUGUUCAUAUCCCUCUCCUCAUGCACAUGUACCCUCUGUGGACUGUUACUCAACAACAGCACGUGAGUUUAUUAUUGUCAGUGUGCGCUAUAGCUGUGUAGUUUGUUCAUUGUAUAUUUAAUGGCAAACUAGACUUACUUGUGUACAUGUAAUUAGUCUACUGCAUGAAGGCAGAAAUUGUGUGGCUUUAUUACCCGAGGCGCGCGCGGGCGGCCACGGGUAUAGUAGUAUGUUGGUUUGUCUGUUUGUCACAGGUAUAUCUACUCACCUGGGUACCACAGCACUGCGUUUACAGCAUGGAUAGCCUUCACACAACAAUAUCUUGGUUUAAAUAGUGGCAGUUUUUGAUGUUAAUGCUUCUUUGUCGAGCAAAAGCUAAGAAGCUUGAACAAGCUUUGUGACUGGGUCUGCUUACUUGGAUGUUCUAGCACUGCGUUUAUACAGCAUGGGUAGCCUCCAUACAACAAGUUAGUACUUUUGAUAGUGGUACCUUUCUGUGUUAAAAGCUUCGUUGUCUAAUAAAAGCGAGCAAAAUGUAGCUUGAACAGAACUUGACUUAUAACUGAAGUGAUCCUGUACCAAGAACAAUGGAACAGGGUCACUAAAGUAGAAAGCUUGAAUUAUAGCUCCUAUACUGCUUUAGCUGACUGGGAUCCUACUCGAUGCAGGACCUGAGCCAUACUUCUCUGAGACUCCAGGCUUCUUUGCUCUGAUCCUAAUCCACAGUGUAUAUAUCUAUAGUACCACUACCUGUUCUCAAAUGUUUCAGCAUGCCUCCAGUCUGGUUUAGUUUUAUUGCUCCUGAGUUGCUGUGCAAGUCAUACAUGAUAACAACAUCACUAUAUUAUGGCAAUGCACUGCAUUAUAUUUCUGGUUUCUUUAUAAUCAUGUCACCAGCCGAGGGUUUGCACUUUAGUGCUCUAGUUUAGAUUGGUACUGCUCUUGAUAGUUUCAUGCUGUACAGACGUGUACUUGCAAUAAUUGAUGUAUACAUGUGUGAAUGCAUUCGUGUAUUUGAACAUGUUCAUUUCUCUACAUGUCCGUGCUUGUUAAUGUGACUACUGCUAAUGAUUACUGGAACAACAGAAUGUAAGUUACAGUAUACAGACAUGUAUGAAUGCACUCACUGCUCCUACCAUCAUCCCCCUCUCUCUGUUUCCAUGUAUGUCUUACGCUGGUGUCUCAUUGGACUAAACAGAAGGUGAGCGGGACACUGCACUGACUUGUGACUGUACUUGUGUCAGUAAUGUUUGAGUUGUACGUGUGAGUACAUGCCGUGUAAUAUAAAUUAUUGAUAUCAUAGUGUACAGGUUUGUGAUUAUAUUCUUUUCUCUCCAUACAUUUCUAUGGUUACUGAAUAUCUGGAACAAUAGAAAAUGAAGGCUAAGAAAGAGAGUGAACUGAAGAGUCAUGAGACGAGAAGAGCUGCCCUCCAACAGAGACUGUCUGGUGACAUCACUGACCAGGACCAGAGAGAGCUGGAGGUGGUGGAGGAGGAGAUCAAGGAGUGUGUCUCAGACAUACACUACUGGGAGGGGAAGAUACAUGACGAGGAGAAUGACAUUACUGAGAUACGAGGAAGGCCAGAGAGGCAGAGAAAGGAAGAAUCAGCGAAGCGAUUGUUUGAUGAGGGGAUGAAGCACGGACACGUCUUGGUCAACAUUGUCAACAUGCUCGUGUUUGGACCGGCGGGAACAGGGAAGACCAACCUCAAGCACCUGCUAACUGACAAGCCCCCUCCACUACAGCGAGACAGCACUUCUUGUAUGGAAAAGCCAGUACGCAUUCGACCCGUGUCCAAUGCAAAAUUCAGGUCAACUGGAAGAGGCUGGGAAGAGAUGUCUCAGCCAAAGCUGCGUAAGCUACUAGCUCAAAUCAUCGCCAAACUACCAAAAGAAAGCACCGAUCCAUCCUCGGCAUUAAGGGUUGCCGAGAGCUUGAAGAAGAUGACCACAACCGAGCUAAUUUCUGUUUCUGAUGAGCCAAUUUCUGGUUUCAAAUCGACUCCAUCGAGCAACGAUUCCGUCGCACUUUCUGGCUCUGCAAGAAGGUUGGACAGAGCUAUCAAUAAAGUGAUAGCAAGUGUAGUGAGUGGUGUGGCAGAAGAGCUGAAGCCAGCCACACAGGGAACUGACCAACUGUCGAGCAGUGACCAGCAAGAAGGAGAACUGUUUGAUUCCAACUGGGUGUACGUUACCGACUGCGGUGGACAACCCCAAUUCCACGACAUCAGCCCUCUCUUCAUCAAGCACAUUUCGGUGGCGUUGAUAGUCCUGCGUUUGAUUGACGAACUCUCCAGUUUCCCUUCUGACGAGUACUACAAGGAUGGGCAGCUUGUUGGUAGUCCUCAUGCAUCUCACAUGACCCUCGGGGAGACACUUCAGAGUCUCAUUCGAUCCAUUGAGUCCCAUACCUCACAAGACAAGAAGCCAAAGAUGAUCUUUGUGGGCACAUUCUUAGAUCAGCUCAAGAGCUUGGAUACUCUUAUCAAGAGGAAUCAAGAGAUUCUCGACAUGCUGCCACCCGAUAUCAAGAAGCUAUUGGUGUACGAAGAUCUUGGGUUGAAGAAUCUGAUUUUUGGUCUCAACACGAUCAGCCGAGAUGAUGAUUCACUGGCCACUGCCGAUAGGAUUAGAAUUACUGUUGAGCGUUGUAUUCCGCUACAAGUCAAAAUGCCCAUCUGGUGGUCCUUCUUGGAUUCACUUCUCCAGAGUUUAUCUGCCACUCUCGAGCGAGGUGUACUAAGCAAGCAAGAAUGUCUCCGAUUAGCCACUCGAUUUCGUUAUGCGCUCCAAGAUCUUGAAGCUGCUCUGUUCUUCUUUGACGAGGUGUGUAUAGCGCACUACUAUCCCUCCAUUCUCCCCAACACAGUGUUUGUGGAUGCCCAGAUUCCACUAGACAAGAUCACCGAGCUCUCACAGCACGCCAUCUCCCUGAGGAAUGCUGAAGCCAAAUCACGCUCUACUCUAAGCUCAGUAGGGAUCGAGGCCGAAUGGAAGAGAUUUCGAGACGAAGGCAUAAUCAAUUUAAAGUUCCUACGAUUCUUUGAGAAGCAUUACGUUGAAGGUAUCUUUUCUCCAGAAGAUAUGCUGUUGAUCAUGAAAGAGCUUCUCGUGAUUGCUCCCAUUCCACUAGUGGAGUCCACUACCCAUCAAGCUGAGUUCUUCAUGCCAUCUCUACUCAAAUCUGCUCCCAUUGCUGAACUGGACAAAGUCCGUUCCUCAUCUGUCCCCCUCGCUAUUCACUUCCCUAGUGGGUGUAUUCGUUCAGGUGUCUUCUGCUGUACGGUUGUUGAUGUAAUGCGGAGGCUUGGUUGGGAAGCUGUUCUCCCUUCAAGUGGUCCAAUACUUUUCGCUAAGAAUUGUAUUCAAUUUCGAAUUCCGAAUCGUCCUUGUGUCAUCUCAUUGCUUGAUUCCUUCUCCCGUAUGGAAGUGUAUGUCGAAGCCCCCCCUCCAUUACGCAAAGUGUUGUGUCCUAUGGUUUGUUCUCAACUAAUGGAAUCCAUCAAAGCUGCUUGUGUUGUUUUGAAUUACAACAAUGACACACCUAAAGCAGCGAUUGUUUGCCCGUGCAAGAAAAGUGGAAACAAGUUGCACGUUGCCGAUGUGAGUGUGGAUGGCUAUUGGAUGUGCUCCCUUCAUGCACGAGAGUGGGGAGAGCUCAGUGACCAACAUAGAAUCUGGCUGGACAAUAGCGAAGGUUCUGGUGAAGCCUCCUCUGUUACGAGAGAUCUGAACACUGAAAGAAAGAGUCAUCAGUUGCAAUACUCCGGUCCAUCGUCCCCUGUAAUGGAACCUGUGUGUAGAAUGAGUGAUCAAUAUACCAGUAAGGAAGUUUCCGGUGCAUCAUCGUCUGCUACGAGAGGUACUUGUACGAAGACUGAGAGAAAGAGUGAUAAGCAACAAUACUCUGGUGAGUCAUCCUCUGUUACGGGAGACAUGUGUACAAAGAUGACAUUGAGUGAUCAGCAGCAACAAUCUGGAAAACCAUUGUCUGCUACGGGAGAUACUCUUAUGAAGACUGAGAGAAAGAGUGAUCAGCAGCAAUACUCCGGUGAAUUGUCUUCUGUUAGAGUAAUGGAAGAUGUGUGUAAGAAGACUGGAGUGAGGGACCAACAACUAGAUCAAGAAAUCCCUGAGAGUGACAUCAUUCUAAUCGCGGAGAAAUUUCCUCACCUGCUGAACGUGCACAAGGCUUUGACAAUCAACGAUCUACAACAUGUUUACGAGAAACUACAUGAAAGUGCCAGCCCUCACUGGUUCAAUCUGGGAUUGGCUUUAGGUCUAACUCAUCCUGUUCUCACCAACAUCAAUAGCGAGCAUCGUGGAAAUAAUGUAUCGUGCUUGCGUGAAAUGUUGGCCAAGCUCCUGAGUACACAACAUGUAACAUGGAGUCUCCUGUCAGAUGGUCUCAAAAAGCCCACAGUGGAGCUCAUCAAUUUGGCUGACAGCAUCACAGUCAAUCAAUCUGCAAUUCCUAACCUGCUCGAUGGACUCAACCUCACCCCAGCCGACCUCGGUGAUGUAACUGAUGUUACACGUCGUUAUGGCAAUCAAGCUGGAGUGGCUCAUGCAUUGAGAGCGUGGCAAAGAGUGAAUCCUUCCAGAGCUACCUUCAGGGCCUUGGUGGAAAUUGCCAUAGGACUGAGAAGAGGAGACACUGCUACAGACAUUUGUAGAUUCAUUGUAGACAAUACGGACCGAAACUGAAACUGAUAAUUAACUGUUCUUUACUUUGAUGUUGUUUGUGUCUCUGUAAUUAUAAUGUGUGAGCUUAUUAGUGAUGCUGUGCUUUUUUCGAAUUGUUGUGGUAGAAUUAUAGUCUGUGAAAAUUAAA
Messenger RNA from Halichondria panicea, 7106 nucleotides. RefSeq lists its product as uncharacterized. The record is from RefSeq and is a predicted model, not a curated record. The coding region runs from base 3647 to 6979 and encodes 1110 amino acids. The transcript has 17 exons. Lineage: Eukaryota; Metazoa; Porifera; Demospongiae; Suberitida; Halichondriidae.